AUGGAUUCAAACGAGGAGCAAAAGACCAUUCAUAACCUCCAAGCGAACUGGAUAUGGGUCCCGAACUGGGUGGAUUCUUCGGACAGUAACACAGCUGGAAAAAUCGUCCACUUCAUCCGUUCUGUCAAUUUGGCCUCGCAACCAACGCGAUCAAUAUUGCAUUUUUCAGCCGACACACGAUAUAAGCUCUACGUCAACGGCAAGCAUGUUGCUGUCGGUCCGAGUCGAAGCAGUCCGUUGAUCUGGUAUUAUGACACGCUGGACAUUGCGCCGUACCUUAAAGAGGGACACAACGAGAUCCGAUUUGUCGUGGUGCGGUACUUUGCGGCCUUGCGGUGUGCGAUGCCCUUUGAGCGAACGGCUCUUCCGGGAUUGACGGUCACUGGAAAUAUCGAGGCGCGCUCAGAAACCAUCGAUCUCAGUUCUUUGAAGUCCUGGAAAGCAUAUAUAGACGACAGCAUUCAAUUCCCGAUGGGAUUGGCUGAGGAUGUGUUUCUCCAUAUCAAUGAACGCAUUACUCCAGCAAAGCCUGGACCCCCAGUGACACCCUUUGCCUACCACCUGAAGACACUCAACGGCGACAUACCACCUUGGCAUCUGCGCCCACGAUCUAUACCGAUGCCCGAGUCAACACCGGCCGUUGUCAAUAAGGUCAGAAGAUACAAAGGUGAUGUGGACGCAAGCAAUUGGACGGCUUUCUUUUCUGAUAACAACGCCCUGACACUUCCACCAAAUUCCACACAUACACUUGAGGUACAGGCAGAUGUCCACUCAACGGCAUUUCUGCGGUGGGCUUUCAAGGCUGCGAAAAGCCCCUCUCAAAUCAGAAUGCGGGUGACAUAUUCAGAAGGAUAUGAACUCGAGUCUCAUUCAUACCCAUUCUUUCGAUCCAAGGCCGAUCGUUUGGAUGCAAGUGUCGGUCAUAUUGUCGGCCCUUUCGACGAGUUGACGCUCGACCUGCCCGAUUCGCAAAUCGUUAUCUAUGAGCCAUUCUGGUUCCGGACCUUCCGUCUAAUGCGAAUCGAGCUCACUGUUGGUCCGGAACCGAUUAUAUUGGUGUCAUUUGAUGCUACCCAGGUAAAUUACCCGAUGGCCGUGAAAGCCUCUUGGAAAGAACCUGGCAAUACACACAGCGAACAAAUAUGGGAUGUUUCAAUCCGAACUAUGCGAAACUGCAUGUUCGAUGGGUAUUCUGAUUGCCCGUUUUACGAACAACUCCAAUAUUCUGCAGACACUCGUUCCGUCGGCUUGUUCCACUACCUUCUGUCAGGCGACGACCGGCUCAUGCGACAGGCCAUCACCAACUUCGCCGCUUCGGUGACACCGGAGGGGCUUACGCAGUCACGGUUCCCUUCACAUGUGCCUCAGGUGAUUGCUGGGUUCCCUCUCUACUGGAUCAUGCAGGUCUGUGAUCAUCACUUGUUUUUCGGUGAUACCCGCUUCACACGAAGUUUUAUCCCACGUAUAGAUGGCGUACUCGACUUUUUCGAUGCACACGUCGACGAACUUGGUUUGAUCAGCGGUCUACCAGAAGUCGUAUGGCAAUACGUCGACUGGGUGACAACCUGGGGUGCGACCGAUGAGCAUCCUGACAAAGGGGUACCCACUUCGGGUCGGAAAUCAAACAGGCACACUUACUUCAGUAUGCUGUAUGCCUGGGUUCUUCAGAAGGCUGCCGGGCUUGUGCGCGAUGUUGGUCGACCUGGCCACUCAGUCGAGUAUGAGGCCCGUGCAGCUUCGCUUGUGGAAGCCAUUCGUACCCAUUGUUAUGAUGGGAAGUAUUUCACAGACUCCACUGCGGAUGUCGCGGAUGAGCUGUCUUAUUCGCAACACUGUCAAAUAUUCGCUGUCAUCUCGGGAGCAGCAAAGCCCGAGGACUCUGUGCGUAUCUUGACUGAGUCAUUCACGAACGACCGCUUCUCCAAGUGUUCGUAUAUGAUGCGCUUCUAUGCAUUCAGGGCACUUGCUUUAGCUGGUGAUGACAUCUACGAGUCGUUCUGGGAGCGUAUGUGGGCGCCAUGGCGCGGCAUGUUGGCGAAUAACCUUUCGACCUGGGAGGAAGACGAUGUCAGGAAACGCUCGGAUUGCCAUGCCUGGGGAAGUGUGCCAAUUUACGAAUAUUGCACUCAGCUAGCCGGUAUUCAGCCAGUAUCCUCGGGCUCGUCAAAGAUAUCGUUCAAGCCGCGUCUCCGACUGGCUGAGGCGUUAGAAGCGAAGGUGGCACUUGGAAAAGAAAAUACCGCCACGGUCUCAUGGAACUUCGUGGCUUCUGAUGAGAAAAUUGUGGAACUCAUAUUUGAGAAGCCCGUGGAUGUUGUCAGUCAAUUGCCGGGAAGCAAACCCAAAGAGCAUGGUGUAGUGGACUUUAUUCAGUUAAAUUAUGAGAAUUGA
This is a messenger RNA of Penicillium cinerascens, 2391 nucleotides long. RefSeq names its product putative rhamnosidase B. Lineage: Eukaryota; Fungi; Ascomycota; Eurotiomycetes; Eurotiales; Aspergillaceae. The record is from RefSeq and is a predicted model, not a curated record. Gene Ontology annotation, biological process: carbohydrate metabolic process. The transcript is spliced from 4 exons. Bases 1 to 2391 code for a protein of 796 amino acids.